Molecule: messenger RNA, 1698 nt
Organism: Cyclospora cayetanensis
Lineage: Eukaryota; Apicomplexa; Conoidasida; Eucoccidiorida; Eimeriidae
Exons: 4
Coding region: 1-1698 (565 amino acids)
Source: RefSeq, a predicted model, not a curated record
AUGGGCGCAACGGUCUGUUACACUCAAGACGCUGCCUUCGGGGACCUCCCUUCCAGGAGCUUGGUUCGGGACGCAACAGCUGGAAAAGACGAACUCCAAGGUUCGAGGAAGCGGUGCAUCCUCUCCGGAAGUCCUCAUACGGCUGCACCUGCGGCCUCUCGUCAGGACGCCUCGGCAAAUGCAAAGGCUGCGAAGCACCCCAAGAAGCUCUGCUGUGUUCAGGAGGAGGGCUUACUUGCUGAGAAGUACGUGCUAUCGCUCGUGGUGUCUGACCAGCUCGAAACCCUCACCGUUGCGCAGCUUCGGGGGGCUUUAGGGCGCUGGCGACAAAAGACGGGGGGCACAAAGGCAGAGCUCAUUCAAAGGGUGAAGGACUACGUUACAGCAUUAGGUGGUUCGUAUAGACACAUUAGAGGUCGCGUUCCAUUUACUGCUGCACGUGGAGCAAAACCAAGGAAACGGAAUUUUAUAGGGGAGAACAGCCAAGGGGAGCUGAGAUUGGCAACCAUUAGUGCAAAGAAGGAGCCAGUAGAAAAGGAAAAUGCUCGAAGAAUAGGAGCAAAAGGUGUCAACGACUCGGGGAGAAAGGAAUGCAUAAGCGGAGUUGAGGGAUCGUCGUCCGCCCUAGAUGGGGGCUUAGAUUCGCUCUCCUCUUCCCUCCCCUCUUCUUCUGCUGUGCAAUUGUUGGAGAGUGGCCACACGCCGCGUCGUCUCUCUUUCUCGGUAGCCAUGAUAAAUCUUGCCACUCAAGUGGCAACGAACCAAGAAAUACGGCAGCUCAUGAAACAGUGGACGGGGAUGGUGGGGGAGAUCUUCAAAGGACCGGACACCAGCGAAUCCAAUAUUCCAUACUACUGGAAAGUUCCGGAGUGCGUUUUGACCGUCAACUUUUAUUCUGUGGCCGAUAUUGGGAUCUCCGAUUCGUCCAAAAUUUCCCUUGCAUACACUCCAGUUCAUAAUGCUAUAAUGUUGGGCUAUGUUGAAGAAGCUGCGGAAUGGAUUCAAGUUUUCAAGAGACCAUUUCCUAGAAUUCAGUUUCUUCAUGUUCCAGCUGAAUGCAUGGUAGAUGAAAACACGACAUACUCUGCCUUUUGCACCAAGCCAACUGGCCGGUGCCUUAUGGUUCGGCUGGACAUCCAUCUUACGCGUAUCACCAAGCAAAUGAUGACGACACUACAACCUAUACCCCCAAAUCAGUUUAUUCAGCAACAGCUUGAUGAAGGAUUUAUGAUUGAUGAUGCAGUGGAUAUUUUGAAGGCCCCAACAACUGUAGGAAGACUACUGUUUGACUCGCUUAACUGUAUCAUGCACACCAGAGUGGCGGCGCUGAGUCCUGAAUACAUCUAUGUAUACCAUAACUCCCUAGAUCACUCCAUUCGGGUCGAUGCUAUGAGCAGCAAAAAUGAGUGGAAUAGAAGGAAAGUGAUUCUACCUCUUGGCUGCGGAGGGACAGAGGCGAAGGACUUCACAACUGUGGUAGUUCUGCAACAGGACGGCCACUACAAAGUCUUGGUAAAAGCUGCAAUUGCUAGAGGCACCGAUUAUAAUAGAGAGUCCGAGAGCAACAUCGAAAUCAGAAAAGGGAAGGACAUCAGGCCAACAUCGGAGCUCAAUUACGGAGAACAUGAUCCCGCAGAUAUGUAUCCGCAUGCUAAUUUCAUCCCGUUCGAGUCUAUGAUUGUUGGACACCCAUUCUGA